GGGGGUGUGGUCUGUUCUCACAGCAGAGGUCGCGCACCCGCUCUCCUGCGGGAAGCUGCGGGCGGGCGAGCGGCUGCGCGCGCAGUCCAGCUUAGGCUCCUCCCCGUCCUGGCUCCAGAGCCCGCGAGUGGCUUGCUGCUUCUCCGCCCUCCGAGAUGGCGCUGGACCCCGCAGAGCAGCAUCUCAGACAUGUUGAGAAAGAUGUCCUGAUUCCAAAGAUAAUGAGAGAGAAGGCCAGGGAAAGGUGUUCUGAACAAGUUGAAGAUUUUACCAGAUGUUGCAAGGACUCCGGGAUCCUUAUGGUAUUAAAAUGCCGGAAAGAGAAUUCUGCACUGAAAGACUGUCUAACUGCUUACUAUAAUGAUCCAGCCUUCUAUGAAGAAUGCAAACUGGAGUAUCUCAAGGAAAGGGAAGAAUUCAGAAGAACUGGAGUUCCUACCAAGAAAAGGCUCCAGAAGCUUCCCACAAGCAUGUAGGCAAACAGUGAGUCAGACGUCCCAUCAUGGAAGCCAUCUGUAGUGUCAGUCAGAAACGAUGGACUGGAACAAUGCUGCUCAUCCUAAUCAUGAAAACAUUCAUUUUUUUUAAUGAAAUAAAAAUAUUUAUUUCAGAGUUCUGGCUUAUUAAAUAUGGGAUGGGGAAAAUAAAUAAAGUUUUCCUGGCCUUAACCCAA
Molecule: messenger RNA, 673 nt
Organism: Rattus rattus (black rat)
Lineage: Eukaryota; Metazoa; Chordata; Mammalia; Rodentia; Muridae
Gene: Cmc1
Product: C-X9-C motif containing 1
Exons: 4
Coding region: 156-476 (106 amino acids)
Cellular component (GO): mitochondrion
Source: RefSeq, a predicted model, not a curated record